Messenger RNA from Caenorhabditis remanei, 1827 nucleotides. RefSeq lists its product as uncharacterized. The record is from RefSeq and is a predicted model, not a curated record. NCBI's taxonomy places the organism in Eukaryota, Metazoa, Nematoda, Chromadorea, Rhabditida, Rhabditidae. Gene Ontology annotation, molecular function: protein binding. The transcript has 8 exons. Bases 1 to 1827 code for a protein of 608 amino acids.
AUGCUCCUUCUACUCGCUACGUCAUUAAUAGAAUACAUUGAGCUGAGCACUGUGAUUGCAGUAAUCAUUAUUAUAUCAUGUGGGUAUUUAUCAUUCCGGAUAUCUUCUCGAAGACCAUUAUAUUAUAAUCUAUUCGUCGUUGAAAUGCACACGUGGACGACAAGGCGAAUGGUUCAGGUGUUACAUCUGGGUCAAGAAUUCGCAUCACCCAUCACGUGGGAUCGAUUAGUUCAAAGAAUGCGUGCAAGAGCUCCACGUAUUCAAGGAGAGGAGAGAAUGGCGAUUUCCGAUACAAAUAUUGUAAUACAGUCACCGAAUACAGUAAUCGAUUCGCCGGCUCCUGCAAGAUCCCCAGAUGUUGAUCUGAUAACAUUAUGGGACAUCGAAAUGCCACCACCGGGUGCUGGUCACGUGCCUGAUGCCACAAGGGACAGUCAAUACGCGGCGGCGGCAGCUAUUGCUAUUUUAGCAAGAGGAGAUGACGCCACAUUGAUGUCUCGAGUGUUACAAAACAAUCAAGCGCUUCAAAAUAGUAUUGAAAUGUCGCCGCCUUCCGGAGAGAGAAGAAAUGGCCCAUCAAGACUCGAUUACGUAACAACAGAUGUAACUUAUACAACACCUUCACUGAAUCCACAUAUGCAGCAUCAAGUAACAACGACAACAUCGAAUGUGACUCAAACUCAAGCACCGAGAAAUGAAAUAAUUGGUCCACUUCCUGACGAUGAUGACGACUAUCCCCCAACUUAUGAAACCACUGAUGACGAUGAUGACGAUUCAAGUGUUGUCGUAAUUGAUGGUUCAAGCUGGGCAGGAGAGGGAGAACGACAAGACGAAGAAGGAGACGAAUCUGAUGCGAAUGUACCGUUAGUACCAACUGAAGAAGAGAGAGAACAAGUCGAAAGACAAGAAGAAGAAGAACGAGAGCAAAGAGCAGAAAGAGAGGCGAGAGAAGCAGAGAUGGCAGUGCUGGAAGGUCCUUCUGAAGGGAAAAUUUUGAUUCGAUUGAAGUUUAUGAACGAUACGGAAAAGGAUACGUAUGCUUCAUUGAUGGAUACUGUAGCCAAGUUCAAAGUGGAUCACUUCACGGAUCUUGCGAAUAAAGUUAUCCGAUUGAUUUAUCGAGGACAACUUCUGAGAGAAGAUCACAGAACUUUGGAAUCAUAUGGACUGCAUGAGGGAUGUGUAAUGCAUUGUCAUAUCAGUAUGACUCCAUAUUCAACUCCUGGAGUAGCUACACUCGCGCCGAUUGUCAAUGACUUUGCACCACCACGCCGUCGUAUUCGAAGAUCCCAAAGAGCUCCAAGAGAUCCUACACCAACUCCACCCCACGAAGUUCAACCAGUUGUGGAGAGAACGAGAAAUGAAGAUUUUGCGAGAAGAAGAGCUGCUCAAGACAGAAAUGUGGGACAGAUCUAUCUACUUCUCUCCACAAUGGUACCGAUUCUUUCGGGUAUUGGACUCGCCUUUUUUCGUCCGGAUCGGAUUAGAGAUCUUCUUCGACCUGCUACUCUGUUGACAAUAAGUCAAUGGGUGUGUAAUUUACUUGUGGAUAAUGGACUGUUGGAGCAAGAUGAUGACGAGCCGGACUCACAUUAUCAGGCUUCAACAUUGUUUUGGAUUUUUGGAGGCCAAAUGAUUGCCGUUACAGUAUUCCUUUAUUACUUUCCCGAUUUAUUCCAUCGUCUCGGACUCGCUAUUUUCUGCAUCUUCUGCCUCUAUUUCGUAUUUGUUGUCUAUUCACUGCAACGACGACGUCAGCCAGAUGCGCAGUCACAGAAUGAGAUGAUCGAGAAUCAGAUUGUUCAGGAGAGCAUCAGUCUCAUUUGA